CCGGAAAAGCACUGCAGCUCCUGUAGGAGCGCCUGGUGGCCACGAAAGGUGCGUUGACUCAUUCGUACCGCUGUUGCUGACAGUAGCACACGACGCUGUGCUGUCGCUGGUCAUGUAAAGAGUUACUAACACAAGGCAUCCACCCCCUCUACCCCAGGAGCUGGCCGCACCGCUGUUCAGCGCCCAUGCACUUUGAACGAAGUCCCUGCCGCCAACGAAUCGAGCCUGAAACGCCCGCCGGGAGAAAUUGUUGGGUUUAAGACUAACGCUACGUCUUGAGCCCUUAGCUGCGAGGUCUGCUUACGACGGUCGACAUGCAAGAGGUGCAGCAACGUGAGCCACGCUUUAGCCCCGUCGCGUCUUCUUUCUCUCGGGCAGAUAUGCCAGCGGCGCAGUGUGUCCGCUGCCACAGUAGCAACAGUCCGCGCGACUUUACCGUCCUGCCAUGCUACCACUCAGUUUGCCUGAAGUGCCUCGACGAAGUUCCCGACAAGGGUUGCGACGUGGUCGGCUACAAGUGCCCCGUUUGCCAGGAAAAUCUUUACGCUUUAUCUCAGUCGAUUCUCAUCAGUAACAUUCUGAACGUCGUCCACGAAGACUUCGAUUACAGCGCCUGCAGCAACUGCAAUGAGGGCAAACGGGCUUCGGGGCGCUGCCGAGACUGCAACAACGAGCUGCUCUGCGACAACUGUGUUUGGGCCCACCAGCGGGUGCGUCUCACCAAAGAUCACGAGAUCGUGAGCGUCUCCUCCGACUGCACCACGGCGUCGGCUAUGCCGCCUGCUGACAACCACACAGGCCACACUAAGUCCUGGUCAGACCGUCACGACUGUCAGGUGUUGCGGCUUUACUGCGAGACAUGCUGCGAGGCUCUCUGCAGUGACUGCACUGUCAAGGAACACGGAUCCCAUAGCCUGGUAUACCUACAGGACGCGCUGAACAGCGCGCGCACAGCUGUGCCGUCUACACUGGCCGAUAUGCGCUCCGUGGUCACUGUCCUCCAAGAGAGUAUGGAGCGCUCACGCCGCAUGUCGGAACGUUUGCGCGUGCGCACCCAGAAUGUAGCCGCUGAAGUACGAAGCACGGCCGGACGCCACCGCGUCGCCCUGAACCAGCGCGAGCGAGACCUGUUACAGCGGCUUGACCAGGCGCAGCAAGUGAAAGAGCAGGCGCUUAAACGGCAACGUGACCAGCUGAGCUCGAAGCUUGAGCGGCUGGAGCGAGCCGCUAGCGCCCUGCAGAAGGCAGGUGACGACCUCGAUUUGCUGCGAGCCCGUCGUGAGGCCCAAGCACAGCUGCAAGAGGCUCGAGACGCACCAACCGAGCCUGCCGAGGACGACCAUAUUGAGUUUACUGCACCCGACGGCGCCUUGCUAGGAGCCAUCGGCACCCUAGGCUUUCUCAGCAGCGCCGGCUACGGACCCAACUCGAGCGCGGCUGGUGAGGCGUUAGUGCGUGCUGUUCGCGGUCGUAGCGCCGUAUUCACUGUGCACGCACGCGACCAUUUGGGCGAGACUCGGCUCUUGGGCGGCGACCCGGUCCAGGUGACUGUGCGAGCCCCGGACGGGAGCCUCUGCCGCGCGGAUGUCGUCGAUCGCCACGACGGCACCUACCAGGUGACCUUUCAGCCACAGCAGGAGGGUACACACAUCGUGCGUGUCCUGUUGCGUGGUGCGGACAUCCAGAGGAGCCCAUUUGCAGUUUCGGUGCGCGCCAGCCGCAACUACGCGGCCAUCAGCGAGCCUAGUCUCGUGAUUGGCACCGAGGGCAGCGGUGACGGCCAGCUUUGCCGCCCCUGGGGUGUAUGCACAGACUCCCAAGGUCACAUCAUUGUCGCAGACAGGAGCAACAACCGUAUCCAAGUGUUCAAUGUAGACGGGAGCUUUCGCCUUAAGUUUGGCACUCGUGGAGAACUGCCAGGUCAAUUUGAUCGGCCUGCUGGUGUAGCCUGGGAUGAGACUCAUGGAGGACGAAUAGUCGUUGCGGAUAAGGACAACCAUCGUGUGCAAGUUUUUGACUCUCGUGGCACUUUUCUUCUAACAUUUGGUGAAUGGGGCAGCAAGAGUGGUCAGUUCAACUACCCAUGGGAUGUUGCAGUCAACUCGGAAGGACACAUCUUGGUGUCUGAUACUCGUAACCACCGAGUGCAGUUGUUCCAGGCAGAUGGAACUUUUCUGAACAAGUAUGGCUUUGAGGGGCCCCUGUGGAAGCAGUUCGACUCGCCUCGUGGUGUGGCCUUUAUUGGUGAUGGCCAUGUGGUGGUCACAGACUUCAACAACCACAGAGUGCUCGUGAUCCGGCCCGAUUUUCAGUCUGCGAGCUAUCUGGGCGGCGAGGGGAAAGAGCCAGGCCUGUUCCAGCGACCCCAAGGCGUAGCUGUUGAUCUGGAGGGCCACAUUGUGGUAGCCGACUCCCGCAACCACCGGCUGCAGGUGUUCCGACCUGAUGGCAAGCUGCUUGCCUGCUUUGGUUCCCAGGGUCAGGAGCCUGGCCAACUGGACCUGCCUUCGGGGCUCUGCAUAUCUCCUGAAGGUCGAAUCGUCGUCGUCGACUUUGGCAACAACAGGGUGCAGCUCUUCUGAUCAGGUCCAUGCAGCUGAUUCAACACCUUUUGUGUUCCUUCGUUUUGUUGCACUUUGUUUUUCUUUUAAUGGAAAAAAUUGUGUUCUUUGUGCUCGAUGGUUAGCCUGUUUUAGAGAAGCCUUGUCACUGCUGGUUUAACUUGUUUAAAAAUGUGGGCCUGAUAGAGAAUCAAGCACACUAGUCAGUUGUCAAGAGCAUCCUGGAUUCUUGGCCCACGUGCAUAAGCCACUAUGAAGUGUGCAAUAAUGCAAGGCAAUGCAGCUGCCCUUAUCACGCAAGUUUAAUAUGCCAUUUUAUUGCCUCUGAGUACCUGCCCAGCAGUAGUACGGCACUUUUAACAGCCUGGUUCUUCUUAUUUCUGUGGUCACAGGUUUGCAAAGCGUGUCUUGACUAAACAUUUGAGGUUCCAGAGCAACCCAAAAAAGUUCCUAUUUUAUAUACUGUCGUCAAUUUUAUACUCUGGUUUCUGUAUUGCGCCAGCCUGGUUGUCUGUUUUCACAAGACAAGUUCCUAUGUGCCAUACUGCAAGAUUCCUUCUAAAUGUACAAAAAAUGUGCUGCAGAAACUAAAGGGUGGAAGGAAAGCUAUGCCAAGUGUAAGAAAUUAGCUUAUCAUUGCCACUGGCAGCAAGUAACAGCUUUUACUCGCUUUUUUGUUUCAGUGUCAUCACCAUUGCCAAUGGAGGUGCAUUUGAAUGUGCUUAAGAUUGUUUCAAUGUGUUUUUGUAUUUGUUGUAGUCCAGAUGUUCAGUUUCUUUUUUUUUUAUCUGCCCUUGCUUUUUUUUAUCUGCCCUUGAGGCUGUUACUUUGGGACUGGCUGCUUGACAAGUGCAGAACUGUAGACUUGCAGCACUAAAAGCUUUGCAUGCUGUAGAGGCCUUUGUCAGUCUGCAUUUGCAUUGCCUGAUGCUCAUUGUGAAAGAUCUUAGCUGUGCUCAUAGUCCUGUUGCAGUUCAAGCACGUUUUCUUUUGAAUUUUUUAUUCACCUGCAAAGGUUUUGUUUGUUUGUUUUUAGGUGCAAAUGCAUGUAUGUGUUCACUUGUUUGCAAUUUGCAUAACUCCCUUUUUAAAUGCUUUCAGCUUUAAAAGGAGCGUUCUGUGAUAUGACGGGCAUUUCUGCAAUCUUUUUUUUUUUUCCCCUGGCUUUGAGGCAAAGCAGCACGCUAUGUACUCACUGAUGGCCAAAAAAUAAAGCAGGCUUGGCAUAAUUAGGGCAGUUAAUGCAGGCCUGGUGAAGAUUUAGAUUUUUAGAUCAUUUUCCUGGCAUCCAAGCUGGUAAAAUGUUUUGCUGCAAGCUGCACUUAACACGUACAACUACUUGGUGCAGCUUUUUAAGAACCAGUGAACAUUCGAAACCUUUCAUAUUGCCAAGUGCCGUAAACUGGGUGCAUAAUGGAAGAAUCUUGAAGGUUUUUAAAAUUUUUUUUUUGCCAGUGGUGUUGGCAGACAGUGCUGCUUUGGCAAAGUUUCAGUGGCAGAUCUCAGGAAUUGUAUUUCUGCCUCGUUUUAUGCUGUGCUAUUUUUAUGAAGUUUGUGAUACGAGAAUAAAGUUCCUGGGUUUUUAUCAAA
Rhipicephalus sanguineus (brown dog tick) is the source of this 4151-nucleotide messenger RNA. RefSeq names its product E3 ubiquitin-protein ligase TRIM71. Gene Ontology annotation, molecular function: protein binding; ubiquitin protein ligase activity; zinc ion binding. Gene Ontology annotation, biological process: protein polyubiquitination; proteasome-mediated ubiquitin-dependent protein catabolic process. The transcript has a single exon. The record is from RefSeq and is a predicted model, not a curated record. NCBI's taxonomy places the organism in Eukaryota, Metazoa, Arthropoda, Arachnida, Ixodida, Ixodidae. The coding region runs from base 315 to 2582 and encodes 755 amino acids.